Messenger RNA from Glycine soja, 2102 nucleotides. Its product is annotated as UPF0481 protein At3g47200-like. Bases 170 to 1693 code for a protein of 507 amino acids. The transcript is spliced from 2 exons. NCBI's taxonomy places the organism in Eukaryota, Viridiplantae, Streptophyta, Magnoliopsida, Fabales, Fabaceae. The record is from RefSeq and is a predicted model, not a curated record.
UCAACAUUCAAAUUUUAAAGUAUGAGCAGAGCUCAGUGAUUCUUACACUUCUUAUUUUGACUAUAUAUUAAAUAAACUGUAACGUGAAAUGUUUUCAUGAACCCUGAACUUCACUUAUCUAGAACACGUAAAAAUACCCACCAAUCCUUCAAUAGUAUAAUUGCACAACAUGACUGAUACACAACACCUCAGCCUAAAGUUUGACCAACUAGAGAAAGCAAAGCAAAUUGCACAAAAUUCAGCCCCAAAGAUACAAAGGGUAGCACAUCAUCUGCGAGAUCGAAAACAUUUUGCCAAGCAUUACUUACCCAGGUUGGUGUCAAUUGGUCCAAUCCAUCAUGGUGCAGAGAAACUGCAGCUGGGAGAAAAAUACAAGGUUAUGUGGGCAGCAAUGUACCUCGAACGCACCAAACAAGAUGCACAAACUCUGUACCAAAAGAUUGCAUCAAAUAUUGAACAACUGAAGGAACUGUUUUCUGAGGAUGUUGUUAGAGACUUCCCUGAUGAUGAAAAGCUCUCGUGGUCGUGGAUGCUAUUUGUGGAUGGAUGUUCUCUGCUACAAAUCUUGGAGAAGGGAAAACUUCAUUAUCCAAAAGAAAUGAAUGUAAAGGUUGAUCAACUGGCUCUUGUGUGGCAGGAUGUGCUCUUGUUAGAGAACCAGCUUCCCUAUCAAGUGCUUAAACUGUUGUCAGACCACGGGAAUGAUGCAAAGCUAGUAAAGAGCAUGAAUGAGUUUCUUAAGUGCCAUCAUUUGUCACCAGUUAGACAGGAGCAAAAAGCUAAGAAACAGGACAUGGGCAAUUUUAAAAGCAAGGAUGAAGAUAGAGCAUUGACUGAAGAAGAGUACAGAAGCGUUUGUGUAAAGAACGAAGACACCCUAAAAGGAGAACAUAGAAUAGAAAUAACCCAGGAAUCACCUAUUCAUCUUCUUGAUCAGCUUCGCAGAUAUGUCCUUGAUGACCCACAUGAGAAAAAGGACACAGGAAGGGACAAAAGGAAGAAGAAUACAAAUGAAGACUUGGACAUGAUAACAUACAGGAACAAGAAAAGGGAGAACAGCACAAAUGAAGACUUGGAUAUGACAACAUACAGGAACAAGAAAAAGGAGCAGAACACAAAUGAAGACUUGGACAUGACAACAUACAGGAACAUACAAGAGCUGAGAGCAGCAGGGAUUAAACUUAAGAGAGAAAAGUCACGCAGGCUCAGAGACGUGUCUUUCUCUUAUCGCUGGAUGUGUUUGUGCGCGGAACUGAUGCUUCCUGAGAUCACAGUUGAUGACACAACAGCUCCUACAUUUCUCAACUUGAUAGCAUAUGAGAUGUGUCCUGAUUUUGGCAACAACUUCGAGAUUUGUUCCUUCGUGGCCUUCAUGGACUCGCUUAUCGACCAUCCUGAGGAUGUGAAGGAGCUGAGAGCAGCAAAGGUUCUGCACAAUGCCCUUGGGAGUGAUGAGGAAGUGGCAAAGCUCUUCAACACCAUAAGCACUGACUUGGUGCCCGACACGGAGAGUUAUUCGCAUGUUAGAUGCCAAAUUGAGAAGCAUUAUAGGAGCAAAUACAGGACAUGGAUAGCUCUUGGUUAUCAUACGUACUUUAGUAACCCUUGGGCAAUCAUUGCUUUCCAUGCUGCUCUUGUUGCUCUAGUUCUCACUUUCAUCCAAACUUGGCUUGCUAUUCACCCUGUUGGCUAGUUCACUCACCAGUCACCAUGUCAACCAGAUUGAAAUUACUUGUCUUUGCUUUCAUUUUCUGUAGACAAAAUUUAGAUGCAGUUCUUAAAUACUUUUGGUGUUUUUUAAUCAAAAUUGGGAGUUUUACCACAUAAUAAAGGUUUGCAAUAGAAGUGCAUCUAAAUUUUAUCUAUCUUCUAUUCACUUCUCUAUUUGUUUUGUAAUUAAAAUUAACAACAUUAAAAAAAUCAUUCUUUUUUUCCUGAGUAGUAUUUUGUUGGGGCAUUAAAGAAAAAGUAAUCUAUUUAUGUUUCUGUAUGAUUCAGUGUGGUAUUGCAAUUGAUCAAUCUUUGACUGUUGGUGUGCGAUUGGAAUUUGUAAUGACUGUUAAACCACAGUUACUGAUGUGUAAUAAAAGUUUUCUUUUAAG